AUGCCUGACCUCAACUCGAUCCCGCCGUCGCCCUCGCGGUCUCGACGACCUACAGGAACGAGCAUAUCUGGCGCAAACUCAAUCCAGGCUCCCGGGCAAGCUGUCUCUCCUGGAUCGAUCAACAUCCUGCCAUCGAACCAGCAAGCCGUCAACAACGCAGCAUCCAACUCGUCCCUUCCGUCGCCAGGCCUUCCCCCCAGCUCGACCACAAUGGUGUCUCCGCACUCUUCUCACGGCCAAGACAGCUCUGGUUUCGGGGCCGGACCGGGCCCGAUCCGCCAUCCGCGCCCCCUGACCGCUGCCGAGCUGCAUUCGGAGCUUGAGCAGGAGCAAGAACUCCUGGUCAACCGCCUGACCCGCGAUCUCACGAUGCUCAGGGCGGCCAAUAACUCGUCUGUCGUGUCGAACGCGUCUUCCGCAAGCGCCUCCACCACCGACCAGCAUGCUUCGUCGUUCACUGAUACACACAUGCUCUCCGGCCCGGGAUUCCACAUCCCAGCCACAAGCGCAGACCGGCGCCACCAUCGUACGAGCUCCAGCACAAGCACCCGCAGCUUCAGCCAGAUGGCUACCCAGGGCUCUACCCCCGCGCCGAUACCAAUUCCCCACCACUCUGGGAGCGCAGCCUCGGUCCUCGAAGCCGCGCGGAACCCUCGAGGCGCAUCCUCAUCCAUGAGCAGACAGAACAGCACCACAUCGCACCGCAGCCAGAGCCGCAACCACUCCCCGGGUCCUUACCACCACGGAUCAAAUCCGAGCCUGGGCUCCUCCUCAUACCCAUAUCCACAGCAUGGAGGUCUGCCAUACAGCGCAGGCGACCCGACCAGCGGCUACUUCCGCGGCCGCCCCGGCACGAGCAGCACCGCGGCUGCCACGCCGGGGUCGGAAGUACUUUCGCCCGGGUUACUCCCCGCGACGCACCGCUACGAGGAGACGGCCUUCUACCGGCACGAGCUCGAGUCUGCGAAGCGGGAGAAUGACGCACUCAAGCGGCGCGUCAAGGAGCUCGAGAAGAUGCUCCGCGAGCAGGGCUCACGGCGCGACACAUCCACCUCUUCUACCCGCCAGCAACCAUCAACAUCAUCACAACCACAGCCAGCCGACCACAUCGCUGGCGCAUCUGCCCGUGAGCGCACGGACAGCGUUAGCACCACUACCAGUGCAGUUAGCCUAAGCGGCGGCGCGCCGGGUGGUGGCGCUGCGGCCGGAGUGGGAGGAGGCGCGGCCAUCGCACCUGGCCGUCGCGGAAUGGAGCGAGCAGUCAGCAGCAUCAGCUUUGCGAGCAGCGUGGGCGUGGGCGUGCCCGAGGAGGAGGUCAAGGUCGCCCAUAACACGAAUGAAGACGAUGAAGUCACACAUGGUCCUGGCCUUGGUGUAAGCAUUGCGCUUUGUGAAUCUUAGGUAUUCACUCUUUCACACAUGGAGAUAGCUC
This is a messenger RNA of Microdochium trichocladiopsis, 1432 nucleotides long. RefSeq lists its product as uncharacterized. The record is from RefSeq and is a predicted model, not a curated record. Lineage: Eukaryota; Fungi; Ascomycota; Sordariomycetes; Xylariales; Microdochiaceae. The coding region runs from base 1 to 1401 and encodes 466 amino acids. The transcript has 2 exons.